GAACGCAUCUUCUCAUCACGUAUCGAUAUUCAACUCAGCUUCCGCGAAAUUAUCGAAGGCUAUCGACCGAGAUCGGUAUAUGCACUUGGGAUCGGGUUCAUGGCAUAUUUCCUCCAUGAUCACAUUUCGCUUCCAGGGAAAGAGAUAAGAGGCGUUUACGGGUUCAUUACCGCAGGUAUCGAAGACGCCUUCCAAUUAUUCGAUAAAACUACCGAAAAAUUUAAGCAAUACAGCGGUGCUACACACAUAUCACGUAUGUUUUCAUAUUAACUGAGCUUACUCCUAGAGUGGAACGAUUGGGGAUGUUUUCUAUAAGAUUCAACCCAGUACCUUGAAUAUGUAGUAUUAAAGAAUAAAUCGGCAUAUUGUCGAUUCGAUCGUUAAUUUUAAUUUGUGGCAUAGAUCCAACACUUGGUCCAAGUUGGGAACAUGGGUGAGUCCAGUGACGAUAUUAUAUAACAGUUCUUGUGGUUGUAGGACAAAAUCCAUACUAAUUUCAUUUGAAAAUCCUAUAAACUGCAUUACAUGGAUUUCUUUCCUAAAAAUUGGUAUAUAGUGAUGGCAGGAACGGAGCAUGUAUCCGGUCAAGUCGUGGAAGAAAAUUCAUCUUCCCGACUAGAAUGGCUGCAGCAACGUCGGGAAAUGCUUCAGGAGAAACUACUCCAAAAGAAUAAUGAACUGAAAAAUCUUUGCAUCGAAGAGGCGGAAAUAACAGGAAUUUUGCCACCAGAGAUACCUCUGGAACCUGGAGAAAGUCCACCUACUUUCAGAAGAAAAGUAGGCACAUCCUUUUCGUAUCCUCAAAAUCUAAUCAACAAGCUUAAGAGUAGCGAAGUCGAGGAAUCAACAUUGGAGUUGGAACGCCAAGUACAAGUUGGUAUAGCCGAAGCAGCCUUAGGCAUUAUCAAUGACUCCGCAGAAAGUAAAGCGGUGCGGCGUAAGCACAGAUUGGUAUAUCAGCAGAGUCAGCGAAGACUUCAGGAGCUGGAUGCGCGGCUGAAUUUCAUUAGACAGAGUCACGGUAAAGCGCAUCGACAGUCUCAGUUGUCGAAUGUAUCGUACUGCCCUCAGCCACAUCUGCAGACUACCAUGAAACACAGAACGAAGAAACCUCGACCACCGUUAGACAGAUCAGUUUUAGGAAGCGAAGAAAAUGCAAGGACAACCGGUAGGGGAAUCCUCGUGGAAGGUGGCGUAAGCUUGAGUCCUCUCUCGGGUGAACAAAACUACAACACGUAUCCAGGAUACAUGAUGCACGACCCUGACCAAAGCCACGCUUGUCCAGUAUUAAGUCCCGUUAAUCAAAACCACAGUGCUUACCCAGUGUCAAGUCCGAUGGACCACCGCCAGAGUCAGAAACUUCUGGGGCAUGACUUAAAUGACAACCAUAACGUCUACAUUCUCCCAGAGAAUUGUCGCUCCCGUACUUACUCCCACGGCAGUGGGAGCAAUCGGCCUCCUCACCCAGAUAAUCAUUACCUAGACACCGACAGGAACUACCGGGCCGCAUUAAAUGCAUGUACCGAGCAAGAACGAGUAUCCUCUCAUUACCGACACUCUCAUCGCCAGCAAUUGCUGGAACCACCUCGCAACAGUCACCAGCAAUGCCAAGAGUACAAACAUAUGGACCCGGAGGUACAGCGUCGACCGGUACACCAUCAACAGCAUCCGCACUACGAAGCAGAAUACCGGGACCCUCGUUAUACGCAUCCACCAGGAUACCAAGUGCCCAUGAACGCGCGAUCCUCGCAUCGACAGCCAUCGUUGCAGCGAGAUCGGGAAGCUGCAGCCAUCAGAUCCUGCAGAAAUGCCGUCAAUACAACGGACGAGUCUCUACUACCGCCAGGGUACUGGAUGCGCUGCGGGGAAGAGAUCGUCUGGUGUCCGGAAGAUCCGGCAGUUAUCGACAGGUUCGGCAGUCUGGACCGGAGGAAGCAAAGUGGGAGCGGAUCGCUGCUGCAGCAGCAGCGUCAGAAACCAAGACAACACCAUAGCACCGUCAGCACCGGGUUCGUGGAUGCCCAGACUCACCAUAACGUGAACGCGAAGAGCCCUCCGGCUCAUCCUCGCCAGCAUCCAUUCGUUAGCCCGAAUCAAAUGGGCCAAGGAGAGCAAGUAGCGACACCGGGAAAGACCUUGCUGCGUACUCAGUCUCUAGGGAACGUCGAGACCUGGAACAUGCAUUCAGGAUACGCAUACGAAUCGAUCGGUGGCAAGGAUACGAUCGACAAUGCGAAUCGCAAGGGAAAAGAGCGACAAGGCGAGAAGGAGAGGGGUUGGUUCGAGACGUCCCUUGAUUCUUCGAGCAUCGGGUCCAAUACCAUGUCCUCGUCUCCGUCGAUGUCGGCACACGAUGCCGGGUCUCUCGUCAGUCCGGAGUCAUAUUCCUCCAGGUCGAACCUGAGCUCCGGUCCCUGCUCCAUGCCGCGACAUCCGCACAGGAUGGGCAGCGCAUCUCCGGACUUCCCUCUCGGUGGAGUCCCCAAUGUCAGGGAACCGGAUCGAGGACAGUCCGUCAAUAGACAGUCCAGCAGAGGUAGAAGUCAUCCCAGAGCUCCUCGAGUCCUGGAGAUCCCGGCAGAGUCGAAACCCGUCGAUAUCGGGGACUCGCCUCACGACAUCUCGAAGAACUGCACGAUCGUCCAGCCCGGAAAAUACCAACCCUACCGCGAAGUGACCAAGCCCUUCGAAAUGUCGGACUUCUACAAGUAUUCAACCAAGUAUCGCAAAAAGAAUUCGGAGAACGCACAGGGACAGAACUCGGCUACGCCGCAUGGAAAGCCCGCGACGACCUCGACCUCCUCGUCGCCGCAGACUCCGCCUCCGUUGACGGUUUCUGCGACGAUCAAGGCUACGCAGGGGGAUGCUAGAGUCGAAACGAUGGUGGAGAUCAGUCGCGAGAUUCUCGGCUUGGGGCUGAUGGACGGUUCCGAAGAAAAUAGAACCAAUGUCCUCGCUAGCCCCGUACAAAAGAGAAUCUAUCAGCCGGUUCAACGUAUGACUUGUCAACCGUACGGAGCCCUGAGGUAAUUCGCGAACGAAUUGUAUCUAUAAACGAGUCCCUGCAUAGCGAGACGUAAGUAACAAGUAGAACCCGAGUGCUGGUUAGCUUCUGGUUGUAGAAAAAAAUUUGGAUCAAGGAACCAGGGUGUGCGUACCAAUUGACUGGUGCUAAGUACUAUAAUAUAAAUGGGCAACGAAAUGCAAAUGGCUGUAUGGUGUCCGAAUACAACACUUUAUGGAUGGUAUUCGUGAUAAGAUAACGAAGAUAUUCAUGGCGAAGUACACAAGGUGACUGCCACAGCAGGUUGCAACUAAUCACUGAAACCAGUGCUGACUAAUCUUGCUUGGAAGAGAUUCCACUGGCUAGUUAAGGGAAUUGUUAGCUUUGAAGAACGUAACCGAAAGCAGAGAAGUGCUUUCGAAGGUUCUUGCAUAAUGGAUUAUGAAUAAUUCUCGCUCGUCCGUCUCAGAAAUUUUGUAAGAUCUGGACAGACCGGCUCGCGAGCUACCACGAGUUGUCCUUUGAACUCGAACAACCGAGUGGCCUAGAUAAUUUAUUAUCGGCAAUACCAGUGGGGAAGAUAACACGCCAGGAGACCUCGGUCAAACGAUACAGAAGUUUUACGACGCUCGAGUUAUUUAAAGCUCGCUGGGAACAAGAUCGAUCGUCAAAUAAGAACACGUGGACUUCCCCGUGGACUCGCUUAAUGCGUCAAAAUAUAAUAGGACCGGCUUCGUCAUUUUCUAGCAAUAGUACCCGCAAAGGGUCGACCCUAAGAUAUUCCAGAAACCGUUUUGCCUUUAGUUUAAUCGAGCUUUCCUAAACCAAGGCUGAAAACUUUGGGUACUAGUUAAGAUCGUAAUUUAUAUCGGUAUAUUUUUCACCGGGCAUAAAGAAAUUGACUAAGACCGUUUACACACGUACGGUGUGGGGGCAAACAGCCUAACGGUGAAUCGUGGAAUACAUAAGUCGAAGCGGAUCGAUCCCCGAGAGAUGAAUUUUUUCUUCGUCAAAAUUAUACGAAAGAUCCGAGGCUCCAAGAAUUUUGAUCAAAUGGAUUUCGAAUCGCGUUAACUCAAGAUCGCCGCCCUACGUCCUCGCGUGAUCUCCGUCGAUGAACAACGAUAUUAGUUUUAGGUCUUUCUUGCUUCCGCCUAAUUCGAUACCCGAAGACUGUCCAAGUGCCAGAAGAGAUUUCACUGCCGCUCGAGUGCCAGUUUUAAGGAGACUCGCCGAUCAUAUUUUACAAACCUAAGUCUUCUGCAUACGCGUGUACGUAUGCAACCAAGUAAACCGAAUCGCGCAAACUAGUUACCACGCGUAGGGUUUUUGACUACAUUUUGUAUUCAUGUUUAGUACAUAAGGCUCGCUUAUGUACAAAUCCCGUGUCAGGAUGAAAGUGUACAUCUCGGUGCUGUCGGGAGAAUUCGGAGACAGCUUUCCCUCCCGAGUUUAUGGCCGAAAUAAAUUUGGGACCUCGUCGCCAAUGCGUACGGGUUAAAGCUGCAA
This is a messenger RNA of Orussus abietinus, 4513 nucleotides long. RefSeq names its product FERM domain-containing protein 4A (gene sstn). The record is from RefSeq and is a predicted model, not a curated record. The transcript is spliced from 4 exons. The coding region runs from base 526 to 3030 and encodes 834 amino acids. Lineage: Eukaryota; Metazoa; Arthropoda; Insecta; Hymenoptera; Orussidae. Gene Ontology annotation, biological process: establishment of epithelial cell polarity.